AUGCAGACUGCAAACAACCGUGCUGCUCCCACCAAGGACGGGUUCGUUACCCCGGUGAAGCAGGUGAUCAGACAUGAGUCGGGCGGCGCGCCGGCCGUCGGCCCGCCCAUCCAGCUGGCCGAACCAGAGCGCGUGACGGGCGGCGAGCGGCUGGCCGCGCUCGCCGCCCUCUACGCCCACCUCGUCGAGCACCACCACCUGCUGGGGCUCUCGAUCGAGCUCAACUUCUUAGUGCGCCUCGCCGCCGCCGACGACGAGCGGCCCGACUCGCUGGCCUUCUACGCCGAGCUCGUGUACCGGCCCAACUUCCCCAGCGACGCGGCGUUCAACGCCUUCCGGCGCCAGCACGACCUGUUCCACCAGCUGGCAGACCGCUCCCGCCUGCAGCGGCUCAACGACAGGUUUCUGAAGCCGGUGUGCGUGGGCCGGGCCGGCGGGCGGCGCGACUUCCCGGAGGCGCAGGAGCUGUUCCGCCAGCUGCUGCUGCGCGCCGACUCGGCCGAGUUCUCGGCGGCGCUGCGCGACCUGCUGGCCAGCAGCCUGCUCGAGCUAGACGCGCAGGCGCUGCAGCUGCCUGACUCAGGUGUGCUGCCGGCCACGGUGCAGGAGGUGUCGGAGCGCAUCUUCCGUCUGCGGCUGCUGGCCAAGUUCCUCGGCCUGGUCACCUUCCGCGGCCUGCACUCGGACGAGGACAUCCCCGAGCAGGUGCUCACCAGCAGCGUGCAGAUGAGGAACCGGCUGCCGCCUCCUCUGGACCUGCUGAGCUGCCUGCAGGCGGCCGUGCGCCGCCGCCAGCUGGUGAUCACGCUGCCCUGGCUGAUCGAGUACAUCUGCAUGAUGGACCGCGUCAGCGUGCUGACGGCCGCCCACCAGGCCGUCUUCAGCCUGCUGGUGGGCCUGUUCCGCUCGCUGGGACGCGCCGCCGGUCUCACGCGCCACAACGCGCUCUUCCUGCGUCUGCAGUACGAGAACCUGUACGAGAUCCACUCGCACGUGCAGAAUCUGCACGACGAGGGCGACCUGGCCGCCGCCGACCGGCGCCGCGUGGACGAGGUGCGCGCCGAGUUCGGCCGCCUCUACCUCCGCCCGGCGGAGCUGGAGGAGGGCUUCUUUCCAGUCCGCAUCACCCGUCGCUGCGGCGGACGGCCGCGUUCGUGGUGGAGCGGCUGA
This is a messenger RNA of Pollicipes pollicipes, 1170 nucleotides long. It is a transcript of the gene dlt, whose product is annotated as codanin-1 like protein dlt. Gene Ontology annotation, biological process: chromatin organization. The record is from RefSeq and is a predicted model, not a curated record. Lineage: Eukaryota; Metazoa; Arthropoda; Thecostraca; Pollicipedomorpha; Pollicipedidae. The transcript has 8 exons. Gene Ontology annotation, cellular component: nucleus. The coding region runs from base 1 to 1170 and encodes 389 amino acids.